Messenger RNA from Betta splendens (Siamese fighting fish), 2374 nucleotides. RefSeq names its product titin-like. The transcript has 10 exons. The annotation marks the transcript as partial. The record is from RefSeq and is a predicted model, not a curated record. Gene Ontology annotation, biological process: cell surface receptor signaling pathway. NCBI's taxonomy places the organism in Eukaryota, Metazoa, Chordata, Actinopteri, Anabantiformes, Osphronemidae. Gene Ontology annotation, molecular function: transmembrane signaling receptor activity.
AAAACCAGUGAAACCAUCAAGUUAACUGUAUCAGAUAAACCCAGAGCCUCACUGACAUCAGACAACACAGUCAUAGCAGCAGGAGGCAGCGUGACACUGAGCUGCUCUGUGGACGGUUCUGAUGGAUGGAAAUACGACUGGUUCAGAUCAGCAGCUCUGAUCAGAACAAACACUGAAUCUAACAGUAUCAGAAUCACAGAUGGAGGCAACUAUUACUGCAGAGGAGGAAGAGGAAACCGAGUUUACUACACAGAGAACAGUGUCUCAGUAGGUGUUGAGAAAACAGUUUCCAACAAGGCUGCUGUAAAAAGGCAGCAUGACUGGCCUGAGAUAUUCAAAGGAGAGGAGAUCACUCUGACAUGUGAGAUCCAGGCUGGAGGAGACACUGAGUGGGAAUAUGAAUGGACCCGAGGCAACGUAAGAAGAACUGGAGAUGGGAGGAAACUCUGGGUUUUCACUGCUUCUGGUUCCAGUAGUGGAGACUACAAGUGUAGGGGUCGACAGAAAACCCACAGUUAUUCCUCAACAGCAUGGAGUGAUCCUCUACAUUUGACAGUAACAGACUUAACAGCGUCUGAACCAAAGGCUGAACUGAGAAGUAAUGAGACAGACAUCCCAGUAGGGGGCAGUGUGAUGCUGAGCUGCUCUGUGACGUCAUCAUCUGGUUGGAAAUAUUACUGGUACAGAGGAGAUAAAUCCUCUGAGGUCCUGAUUACACAACAUGGUGAAACCAGUGUCUCUCAGGAAGGACUGUACUGGUGCAGAGGAGGAAGAGGAAAACCAGUUUACUACACACAGUACAGUGACUCAGUCACUGUUGAGAAAACAGUUUCCAACAAGGCUGCUGUAAAAAGGCAGCAUGACUGGCCUGAGAUAUUCAAAGGAGAGGAGAUCACUCUGACAUGUGAGAUCCAGGCUGGAGGAGACACUGAGUGGGAAUAUGAAUGGACCCGAGGCAACGUAAGAAGAACUGCAGAUGGGAGGAACCUCUGGGUUUUCACUGCUUCUGGUUCCAGUAGUGGAGACUACAAGUGUAGGGGUCGACAGAAAAACAACAGUUAUUCCUUCACAGCAUGGAGUGAUCCUCUACGUUUGAUAGUAACAGGAUUCUGUCCUGAAUGUCCAUCCUUUUCUGCUUCCUUUGGUGUUGGACUGGUUGUUGGAAUUGCAAUGAUUGUUUUCCUGCAGCCGCUGCUGUUGUUUGUUUGGAGAAAAAUGAAAGCACACAGAAGUGUGAGCACUGAUAAAAGCUCUGCUACACAGCAAACAGUCAACCAGCUUGAACCUCAGCUUUACUCCUCUCUGCUCCACGAUGAUGUUUGUGUCUAUGAAUCAGUCGGAGGCUCUGGAAACAAUGAUGGUGGGACACAUGAUGAUACAGAGGAAGAUCAUGAUUACAACAAUGUGGAUCCAAAUGCAGCCACAGAUUCAUAAACAGAAGUUGAUCAAAACAAGAACCACAAGACGACAAUGUUCUGUUAACAACAUGCUGAGACUGUUUACAGCAUUUAUAAAGUUAUUGUUUUCAUCAGAGCAGUGUUAAAACAGGUGAUAAUAUAAAGUAUAAUACGAUGUGACACAUGUAGAAGAUACAGUAGUAGCUGAAAGUCUUCAAAAGAAACCAGCUGCACUAAAAACAGACAAACCUUCAGAACUCAGAUUUAGCUUCAUCUGUGGCUGCGACAACAAAUCCAUGUCAUCAUCAACAAUAAUGGGUGACAGAAAUAAUGGAUAACGGAUGCAGCAGCGGUAACAAACACUGUGCAUCCAUCCCGUGAAGACGCUUCAUUAAUUCUGCUGUGUAAAAACUUUCUUUCUUACUUCAUUUGUUCCGCAGCGACUUGCGAGCGUCAGACGGCUCCGCAAUCGCUACUUAGUCAUUAACGGCGUCACCAUAGAACAAGUCAACAACCGUGCAGACAAUACAUGUAAAAGCAGCAAAUAACAGCAGCUUUAACACAUGAGGACGUGUUUUUAGUGGUUGUGGCCCCAGAGCCAGAAGGAGCCGGGGGCCUCUGCUGUUUCCAUGGUAACAAAAUAAUGGCUGGCUGCAGCCCCAGCUCUGUCAUUUCAUGUGUCAUAAUAUAAUGUAUGUUUGCUGUUAAUAUUGUUGAAGUGUGAUUCGUUAUGUUUAUUUGAAUAUAGUCUAAAACAUUAUUAUGUUCAGCAUAUUGAUGUUAAAGUUCAUCACCUGGUGGAUGGAAGUUACUUUAGGUGCUUUUUGUUUUUUUCUGUUAUUUUUAGCUUUGGACUAUUGACAAAUAUAUUUAGAUUUACUAUUUUGAGCUGAGCAUGUUUGAAGCAGUACAUCAUCAGCCUGUUCUGUGUAAGAAAUAAUGUAACAAUAAAUGAAAGUGCUGCACGUUUCAUGGAA